AUGCGUGGUGGUACCAGUAAAGGUGUCUUCUUUAAACUCGAUGAUUUGCCUGAACGUGCACAAAUAGCGGGGCAAUCACGUGAUCAGUUAUUACUCCGUGUGAUUGGUAGUCCAGAUCCGUAUGGAAAACAGAUUGAUGGGAUGGGCGGGGCGACUUCAAGUACCAGUAAAACAGUUAUUUUAGCCAAGAGUUCACAACCAAAUCAUGAUGUUGACUAUCUGUUUGGGCAAGUGUCUAUCGAUAAAGCAUUUGUAGAUUGGAGCGGCAACUGCGGUAAUUUAACAGCUGCUGUCGGUUCAUUUGCAAUCAGUAAUGGUUUGGUUGCAGCUGAUCGGAUUCCAGAAAAUGCAGAAGUUCAAAUUGAAUUUUUAGAUCCUGCCGAUGACGGGGAAGAUGGUGGAGCAAUGUUCCCAACAGGAAAUGUUGUAGACAGCUUAGAGGUUCCUGAAAUUGGUACAUUUCAAGCAACUUUGAUCAAUGCUGGUAUUCCUACAAUUUUCUUAAAUGCCGAAGAGAUUGGAUACAACGGAACUGAAUUACAAGACGAUAUCAACAGUGAUAUAGCUGCAUUAGCGCGUUUUGAAAAAAUCCGUGCUUAUGGUGCGGUAAAAAUGGGUUUAAUCCAAGACAUUAGUGAAGCGGUUAAUCGUCAACAUACUCCGAAAGUGGCAUUUGUAUCGCAACCUAAAAGCUAUACCGCGUCUAGUGGUAAACAGGUGGGUGAAACCGAUACAGAUUUAUUGGUGCGCGCGUUAUCGAUGGGUAAAUUACAUCAUGCCAUGAUGGGAACAGCUGCGGUCGCGAUUGGUACAGCGGCAGCAAUUCCAAAUACCUUGGUGAAUUUGGCUGCUGGAGGUGGUGAACGUGAGGCGGUACGCUUUGGUCAUCCAUCUGGAACACUUCGCGUGGGUGCACAAGCUUUAAAUGAAAAAGGACAAUGGGUUGUUAAGAAAGCCAUCAUGAGUCGUAGUGCGCGUGUAUUGAUGGAGGGCUGGGUUAGAGUGCCAGCAGAUAGUUUUUAA
Molecule: messenger RNA, 1023 nt
Organism: Oppiella nova
Lineage: Eukaryota; Metazoa; Arthropoda; Arachnida; Sarcoptiformes; Oppiidae
Source: the annotation of a GenBank genome assembly